AUGUCGUGUGGAACCGGUAGUGAACAACAUCGUAAUCGUGGAGAACAUCGAUGGAAAUCUAUUCGUGAUUCUCAAUUAUAUUGUCGCCGCGGGUCAGUACAAUUAUGGCAAUUUCUAUUAGCAUUACUUGAUGAUGGUCUUAAUGGUACAAUUAUUAUUUGGACAGGAAAAGGUCUAGAAUUUAAAUUAGUUGAACCCGAAGAAGUAGCACGUUUAUGGGGUGUACAAAAAAAUCGUCCAUCAAUGAAUUAUGACAAAUUAUCUCGAUCACUUCGUUAUUAUUAUGAAAAAGGUAUUAUGCAAAAAGUUGCUGGUGAACGUUAUGUUUAUCGUUUUGUAUGUGAUCCUCAAACACUUUAUCCAUUUAUAACACGAAAUGGACAUAUAACAAAAGGUACACCAAAUACACCAUUAAUAUCACCAAAAGUUCCAAUAUCAACAAAUAAAUCAUCCUCCUCAUCAUCAAAUUCAGCUUUUUCAUCUUCAUCAACCAAUAAAAUAAAACCACAAAUAAGAUCUGAUGAGAAUUAUGUACCUUUCUAUCCGUCAACAUUUUAUCCCAAUACAUUUCCAAGUUCAUUUUCACCCUAUGCAACACCAUCAUCGUCAUCAUCAACAACCAAUCUUUAUCCGACAAAUGAUACAAAAUUAAAUGCAAAUAAUCCUUAUUGGGCAAGACAUUCAUUUUAUAAUACAUCAAAUCAUUAUACAUUUCCAUCAUUUGAUCCCAAUGGUAUGAUAUCAUCAACACCACCCCAAACUGUUCCACAUGAAACAAUUGAUAAUUUAUCAUCUUAUUUUACCUAUAAUCCAACAAAUGGUAUUAAUAAAUUAUCAACGAUUCAUAAUGAUUGUUCAACAAAUUAUGACUUUUAUUCAUAA
Messenger RNA from Adineta steineri, 882 nucleotides. Lineage: Eukaryota; Metazoa; Rotifera; Eurotatoria; Adinetida; Adinetidae. The record is from the annotation of a GenBank genome assembly.